Molecule: messenger RNA, 2754 nt
Organism: Cyanidioschyzon merolae strain 10D
Lineage: Eukaryota; Rhodophyta; Bangiophyceae; Cyanidiales; Cyanidiaceae
Product: transcription-repair coupling factor
Exons: 1
Coding region: 1-2754 (917 amino acids)
Biological process (GO): DNA repair
Molecular function (GO): DNA helicase activity; nucleic acid binding; ATP binding
Source: RefSeq, a predicted model, not a curated record
AUGUGGCUCUACUGUGCUUUAGCUUCGCGAAAGCAGGUAUCAUGCCCCAAAGCAACGGUGGUAGGUGCUUGGCAUACGAGGCACGUCUCAAUACGAAGAGGCUUUGUGCAUCGCCUGUGUCGGGGAGCGUUUUCACGGACAGGCUCGCCGGCACUAUGGAAGCGCUUGAGCGUUCAGUCGGCGUUGGUGGUACCCUCGAUUCAUCCGAGUCAACCAGAGGAAAGCGACCCUGAGGAAGGAAAGCUUCGAGCAGUCCCGCUCGGAGACAUAUUUCCGAAUGACUACGUUGUGCACAACACGUACGGCGUGGGGAAGUAUCUCGGUUUGGAGUUCUUACGAAGACGAAUUCUCAAUAACAGCACAGGAAACGCCACGGAGUUGCAGGAGUUCAUUGUGUUGCAGUACGCCGACGGGAUCCUUCGCGUACCCGUGGACCAAGUAGAACUGUUGUCUCGGCUUCAGUCCGGUGUUUUGGACGUCGACGAGGACACUGAUGAAGAUAGUGAACUGCCAUACGAAGAGGUAGAGACAUCAAGGUCGGUGCGGGGUCGAAAGCCAGGCUCAGGCAAAGCCUCGAGAGUGAAAAAACGAGCGCUUGGCGGCAAACCUCGGCUAGACGCCAUCAGCCGGACGCGUAACUGGGAGCAGCGACGGAACCGUGCCUUCAAGGCCGUCCAAAAGGCAGCAAUAGAUAUCCUGCAAAUUGAGGCGCUUCGAAAGUCGGUGAAGCGUCCGCGUUAUCGAUUUGAUCCGAAAGAUCCGUUAUACGUAGAUUUUGAUAGCGCUUUCGAGUACAACAGGGCGGGCGGUCUCACAGAGGAUCAGCAAAGGUGCGUUGCUGACGUUUUCUCCGAUCUUUGUGAGAGGGAUCUGCCGAUGGACCGCUUGAUUUGUGGAGAUGUGGGUGUGGGCAAGACCGAGGUCGCGAUGCGUGCGAUAUUUUUAGCAAUCUUGAACAACCGGCAGGUAGCAGUCUUGGCACCAACCACAACGCUCGCCGCCCAGCACCUGCGGACGCUGCGGCGACGUAUGCCCGAAUACGUGCGUAUUGGGGCCCUGUAUCGCGAUGUCUCCACAAGGGAGGCACGCCAAGUGCUUGAAGACGUUGCUUCAGGCAAGAUAGAUAUUCUGGUGGGGACGCAUGCCCUGCUCAAUGAGCGCGUGCGCUUCCAUUUGCGCCGACGGCAUGUGAACGAUGCGCAGACAGCGGCAGACGCAACUGCAGCUGCGGCCGCUCGGAGUCGGAGUGGGUCACCAACACUGACCCCUGCAUCGGGCAAUGCUCCGCGGAUUGCUCGCGAUGGCCUGCUGCUCGUCAUCGAUGAAGAGCAGCGAUUCGGCGUAACGCACAAGGAAAAGAUCAAAAUUCUCGAUCAAACGAGGUCGUUUUAUGCCGACGAUAUUGCCGUUGAUGUGCUGACUCUGAGUGCAACACCCAUUCCGCGGACACUCUACAUGGCGCUUUCCGGCAUCCGGGAUGUUAGCAUGAUUCAUCGAGCACCGGCGUCUCGCUUACCAGUCCGCACGUUCAUUCUUGCGCAAGGUCCGGAGAGCGAAUUGCUAGUAGCCAAGGCAAUCGCUCAUGAAUUGAGACGAGGAGGUCAAGUCUUUUACGUCGUGCCGCGCAUCGCGGACAUUCCAGCCGCCUACGAGCGCAUCAAGGCAUCGCUCGCGUCCAAGAAACUGGAGGUGGUACACUACCCGAUCCUGGUCGGGCACAGUCGAACGAGUCGCUUGGAAGAUGUCAUGGUUUCGUUCGCUUCUGGUCGUGGUAGAAUACUUUUGUCGACAACGAUUGUCGAGAACGGCAUCGACAUUCCAUCGGCUGGAACGAUGAUCGUGGAGAGCGCGCACAAGUUCGGCCUCGCCCAGCUGUACCAGCUGCGAGGACGUGUAGGUCGCUGCGCUAAUCUCCAGGCAUACUGCCUCUACUUAUUUGAUUCGAGGGUGAUCGAGGACAACCAGGACGCACAGAUGCGGUUGCAGGCUUUGCGGGAACUUACGCAAGAGCGAUCCGCACAAAAGCGCAACCCGCGUUCUGUCGGACUGCGGAUCGCCCAAAGAGACCUGGAGAUUCGCGGAGCAGGCGACUUGCUCGGAGCAAGCCAGUCUGGAACACAAUGGAAUCUGGGGCCAGAGCUCUUCACGAAAAUGUUACGAGAAGCGAUCAAGCAUCUGCAGUACAAACAGAAGAGGGAGAGGACGUUCGCCGACUCGUCGGCGCCAUCGCCAUCCCUUCGAGAGUACAUGUGUGUCUGCGAAUUUGCGCUGCAGGGACUCUCACCAGCUAUACCGCGUUAUCUCAUUCCGGACUCGCAACAGAGGGCCCAGGUCUACCGUGACCUCACUUCCGUGGGCAGUGAAUCUGAGCUUGAUGAAGAAUUUGCCGACGUUUUGCGCGGACGGCCCAUGCCCAAACCUCUUCAACACCUUGUAUUAAUGAUGAAGACAAGGUUGUAUGCGCGGCAGCUGGGCGUUUUGCGGAUUAGCUCCGAAGGAUCGGACACCGUCCUACAGAGUCCAGCACCAGUCCACAUCUGGAAGCAGAUUCUGGACGAGCUGAGGCAGAUGAGUACAAGGUCGCGAGCGCUCUCAGCUCUGAACAUCGAACAUAUCUCCUGUCGAUCGAGUAUCCAGGGAACGCAAAUCCUACUGCGCGGCACAGGAAAACUCCCCGCAGAAAAGCAACUGUCCCAAGUGCUCGCGUUACUUCGGGCGUGCAAUGUCGUAUGUACCGAAUCCGGGUUCUGUUGA